This is a messenger RNA of Hordeum vulgare subsp. vulgare (domesticated barley), 2311 nucleotides long. Its product is annotated as SCARECROW-LIKE protein 7. The transcript has a single exon. The record is from RefSeq and is a predicted model, not a curated record. Gene Ontology annotation, biological process: regulation of DNA-templated transcription. Gene Ontology annotation, cellular component: nucleus. Gene Ontology annotation, molecular function: DNA-binding transcription factor activity; sequence-specific DNA binding. NCBI's taxonomy places the organism in Eukaryota, Viridiplantae, Streptophyta, Magnoliopsida, Poales, Poaceae. Bases 238 to 1890 code for a protein of 550 amino acids.
GCGGUCACCGACCUCUCCUCCCUCCAGCACAGCCCCAGCCCGAGGGCACUCCCGUCAUUUGCGCCCCCACACAGUGUGAGCGAGCGUGCCCUCUGCCACUGCCAUCACAGUGGCCACGCCCCACUGUUUUAAAUCCCCCUGCCGCUCUCCUCCGCCCCCUCCCCUCCCCUCAACCCCGCUCCGAUUCACCGGCGAGCUCUCCCACCCCGCGGACCGGCAGGGCGGAGUCCGGCGGGCAUGGCGUACAUGUGCGCCGACAGCGGCAACCUCAUGGCCAUCGCGCAGCAGGUGAUCCAGCAGCAGCAGCAGCAGCACAGCCAGCAGCAGCAGCAGCGGCACCACCACCACCACCACCAACUGCCGCCGCCCGUGCCGAUGCCGAUGCCGGCGCCCCCGCACGCGCAGAUCCCGCCGUUCGGCGCCGCGGCGUGGCCCCAGGGCGAACACUUUUUCCCGGACGUGUUUGGCUCCUCCGCCGCCGACGCCGACGCCGUCUUCUCCGACCUCCCCGCCGCCGCCGACUUCGACUCCGACGGCUGGAUGGAGAGCCUCAUCGGGGACGCCCCCGUGUUCCAGGACUCCGACCUCGACCGCCUCAUCUUCAACGCCCCGCCGCCGCCCGUCCCGCCCCCGGCCGACGCGGAGGCCGAUGCCGUCGCACGGGCAGAGGGUGCGCCGGCCUCGCUACCCACGGUUGCUGCCGCCGCGGCGCAGGCGGCGUGCUCUUCCCCGGGCGCAGCCGACGCGUCCUGCUCCGCCCCCAUCGUCCAGUCCCUCCUCGCCUGCUCCCGCGCCGCGGCGGCCGGCUCGGGCCUCGCCGCCGCGGAGCUCGCCAAGGUCCGCGCCGCCGCCACCGAGUCCGGGGACCCCGCCGAGCGCGUGGCCUUCUACUUCUCCGACGCGCUCGCUCGCCGCCUCGCCUGCCGCGGCGCGGCGCGGGCGCCCCUCGACACGGCAUCUUCCGACGCGCGGCUCGCCUCCGACGAGGUCACGCUCUGCUACAAGACGCUCAACGACGCCUGCCCCUACUCCAAGUUCGCGCACCUCACCGCCAACCAGGCCAUCCUGGAGGCCACGGGCGCGGCGACCAAGAUCCACAUCGUUGACUUCGGCAUCGUGCACGGCAUCCAGUGGGCGGCGCUGCUCCAGGCGCUGGCCACGCGGCCCGAGGGGAAGCCAUCCCGGAUUCGCAUCUCCGGCGUCCCCUCGCCGUACUUGGGGCCGCAGCCCGCGGCGUCCCUGGCCGCGACCAGCGCGCGUCUCCGCGACUUCGCGCAGCUUCUCGGGGUGGACUUCGAGUUCGUCCCGUUGCUCCGGCCGGUGCACGAGCUCGACCUGUCCGACUUCUCGGUCGAGCCAGACGAGGUCGUGGCCGUCAACUUCAUGCUCCAGCUCUACCACCUCCUGGGCGACUCCGACGAGCCGGUGCGGCGGGUCCUCCGGCUCGCCAAAUCGCUCGGCCCGGCGGUGGUGACCCUCGGGGAGUACGAGGUGAGCCUGAACCGAGCCGGGUUCGUCGACCGGUUCGCCAGCGCGCUGAGCUACUACCGGUGCGUGUUCGAGUCGCUGGACGUGGCUAUGGCGCGGGACUCAGAGGACAGACUGACGCUGGAGCGGUGCAUGUUCGGGGAGCGCAUCCGCAGGGCCGUCGGGCCGCCGGAAGGUGCCGACCGGAAGGACAGGAUGGCCGGCAGCGGCGAGUGGCAGGCGCUCAUGGAGUGGUGCGGCUUCGAGCCCGUCCGGCUCAGCAACUACGCCGAGAGCCAGGCCGAGCUCCUGCUGUGGGACUACGAUUCCAAGUACAAGUAUUCGCUCGUGGAGCUGCCGCCGGCUUUCCUGUCGCUCGCAUGGGAUAAGCGGCCUCUCCUCACCGUCUCCGCUUGGCGGUGAGCCUCACCCUUCUUCUUGUUCGACUCGACGGAGCAAAGCUCUUAAUGGUUAGCAGCUUAUCGUUCUGAAGCUUUUGUAAUUUGUAGUACUGCUAGUUUCGUCCCUCCCUUGGAAGCUCUGUUUAUUUAGGAUGAUUAUUAUGGUCAUGGCUAGGAUGGUGUAAUAGCUAGGAUCGAUGGGGAUAUUUAGUUGAACUAGCUUCUCAGAUGAUGCCUGUUUUGCAGCAUGUUAUUAUAGCUGGGGUUAAGUAGACCAAAUCUAGUGCUAAUUGUAUAUGAAUUUAGAGCAUGCUAUGUAUGCCUUUAGGGGGAGAUUUACCAUCGCUCAUGCGUAUGAUUUUUGGAUUAUGGUACUCUAAUUGAUGUUAUUAUGGAUGCACCACAUGGAAUUGAAACAUGCCACUUCUAUGUGUUGGUGGUAA